GGGGGGAUGCGUGCGCGUGUGGCGAUGGGGGGCUUCCCGCACGUGCCGCCGGCGCCGACCGACACCCGAACGGCGGCGGCAGCUCAGUAGUCGAGACUGCGGCUGGUGCGGCGGCGCAGCGCAGGGCGUGAGAAAGACACCAAGAAUCUAUCCCCAUAACUGAUCAGCGAUUUCGAGGCCAAACCUUAAGAAACACGACGAGCAACAAGAUGGGUUCAACCGGAUUCCUGCUGGCGCUUUUCACUCUGGUAGCGAUCUGCCUCAGUGGUCUGGUGAAGGCGCAAGGAGCGUUCUCCUUUGAGUUUCCCGACGAGGACAACUGCCGCACGCCUUUAAACGAGCCAGGCAGCUGCCUCGAGCUUGCCAGGUGUCCGGCGCUGCAAUCAGUGCGGGACUACAACUUCCUGCGGCGCUACAUCUGCGGAUUUUCGCGCAAUGUGCCUCUGCUCUGUUGCCCGAGCAGUGGACAGGAUAGGCCUCCGACUCGGCCUCCAACUCGACCUCCAACUCGACCUCCAACUCGACGCCCUACCCGGCCUCCAACACGGCCUCCUACCCGACCCCCGGUCAGGCCGCCACCGACCCAAGGCCCACCAAACCGUGAUAACUCCGCCCUCGUUGAAGGACCCAGGAUUGCUAACUACCCGCGCUUCCUGCCCGCUGCAUGCGGCCAGACUAAUGUGAGUGUGAGCCGCAUCGUCGGAGGCCGUGAAUCAGAACCCGGUGCGUGGCCCUGGAUGGCGGCUAUCUACAUCAACAGUGGUGGCGUGAACAGCGCUGCGUGUGGAGGGGCCCUGGUUACGGACAGGCACGUGGUGACCGCAGCACACUGCGUCGUCGUGGGACAUCGAGCGACAAACCUGCCUGCAUCUUCGUUCACUGUGCGCCUGGGCGACCACAACCUUGUGAGGAGCGACGACCGGGUUAGUCCCGUCGACAUCCCUGUGUCCAAGGUGGAACGGCACGCCGACUUCGUGGCGCGAACCUUUAAGAACGACGUAGCCAUUCUCACAAUGGAACGUCCCGUGACGUUCAACAAAUUUGUGAGGCCCGUGUGCCUGCCGUAUGGUGACGACUUCAAGACACGGGACCUCAACGGAUACCACGCGUUCGUCACCGGAUGGGGAACCACGGCAUUCAAUGGGGAGUCCAGCGAUGUUCUGAAGGAGGCACAGAUCAAGAUAUGGGACGAGGAUUCAUGCAAGAAGGCCUUCCAGAAAGAGGUGCCCAUCUCAUCUGUCUACCUGUGCGCCGGCGACGGCAAUGGGCGCCAGGACUCCUGCCAGGGCGAUUCAGGAGGUCCGCUGGUGCUGCCGGACGAUGGCCGAUUUUUCCUCAUUGGCGUGGUGUCGUUCGGAAAGCGCUGUGCAACGGUCGGCUAUCCUGGUGUCUACACGAGGCUCACGGAGUUCUUGCCAUGGCUAAGUGAGAGGCUCCAGCAGGAGCAGCAGGAGCAGCAGCACCGAGGGAGACCGACUGCCGCAGCCCGGACGGCAAGGAAGGCUUCUGCACCUUGGCGUCGCAAUGCAGGCAACUGGCGCUACUUUCGUCCAGCGAGCAGCGGCGGUACGUGUGCGGCUAUCGAGGACCGCUGGCCAAGCUCUGCUGCGUCCCCGAACCGGCGUCAGGAGGCGAGGGCGACAACUCGACCGGCGUCGCCUCCCGCGGCGCUGGUGCAGACGGUGCGGCCAUCGCCCCCGCCCCACCACCUGAACCCCUCCCUGAAGGCUACCCCAACGCUACUGCCAUCUGUAAACCAAGUAACGUUAACUGAUUGUGACGCCUGCGUGUUCAUCUGUGGCGUUUCACCUGCAGGAUGCGGGCUCUCCAGCGUGAGCGACUCCCGCGUCGUAGGAGGACGGGUGGCUGACGUCGGUGCAUGGCCAUGGAUGGCGGCCAUCUACUUGAAGACCGAAGCCCAAGCAAAGGUCGGCUGCGGAGGUGCGCUACUCACAGAUCGUCACGUGCUCACCGCAGCCCACUGCGUCAGCGUUGGCGCGCGUGCAAGACAGCUUCCCGCCCGGGUGCUGACCGUGAGGCUGGGCGACCACGACCUGAACUCGAGCGACGACCACACGACGCCCGUCGACGUCGAGGUGGCCGACGUGGUCCGCCACCCACGCUACGACCGGCGCACGUACGCCAACGACAUCGCGCUGCUCGUGCUGCGCAAGCCGGUCACGUGGGGCCGGUACGUGAUGCCCGUGUGCCUCCCUUUCGGCCCCCUGGCCACGAACACCCUGGACGGCCACAACGCCUUCAUCGUUGGCUGGGGUGCCACGCAAUUCAGCUUGCCACAAGGGGGCGUACCUGAGCCCACGCGCAGCGAAACAGACGGAGCCGGCAGCAGCGUAUUGCGGCAAGCCCAGAUCCCCGUGUGGACCGAGGCCGACUGCAAGAAGGCGUACGAGCAGCACUUGCCCAUCAGCAAGGCACAGCUGUGCGCGGGAGACGCCAGCGCCGAGAGGGACUCGUGCCAGGGCGACUCCGGGGGGCCCCUGCUGCUCCCGCACCAGGGCCGCUACUACGUGGUGGGCAUCGUCUCCUCGGGAAAGGACUGCGCCACGCCAAACUUCCCGGGUAUCUACACCCGCGUCUCCUCGCACCUCGACUGGCUGCGCAACGAGUUGGGCGCGGGCCAGAUGAAAAUGAGACUGUUGCUGCGCGUGGUUGUACCCAGACGGUCGCGCUUUGCAUCUCUGCACUAUCACCCCUACCGCACCAAGGCAGACCAUGUGGCCGUUGAUACAAAAGACGUCAAGCUCAUGGCCAGAGGUUCCGAAAUGGUCCUUGAGGAAGUGGCGCUCGACGUAUGGCGCUUGGCUCCCCUGUACGGAAAGCGUAGCCUGCCCCGAGCCCAGCGUCUCGUCAACGGUGACCGGCAGGCUGCGAGCACCAUGGCGCAGGAGCUGGGCGACGAGCUGGGACGCCUGCUGCGAGAGCGGGGCCCCAUCGACUCCGCGCUGGAGAAAUUCGAACGCCAGACGAGAAUGCGCCGCGAGUACCUGGCCUACGGCGCGAUGGGCGUCGUGGCGAUCAUGUUCGCCAUGGACAUGAUGAGCGCCUUCCUCUGCCAGGCGAUAAGCGCCAUCGUCGGCGUGCUGGGCUCCCUGCGGGCCCUCGAGCGACAGGACCCCAUGGCCCUGCAGAAGUGGACCUCCUACUGGCUCAUAUACAUCUUCCUCAACGUCUACUUUGGCUGGGUCGUGCGCUUCAUCGGCCGCUACUUCAUCAAAAUCUACAUGUUCAAGUUCCUGCUUCUCGCCUGGUGCGCGCUGCCCACCGAGAGCAACGGGUCGGACUACCUCUACAACAAGCUGCUGGCGCACAAGCUGUUCCGGCCAAUGGGUGCCGGGUCCUCGGCUAAGAAGGCCGCGUCGCCGCCGCUCCAGCCUCCGUCCGGAGACGAACGACGCGACAAAGUGCGCGCGAGCGGCGGUUUCUUCCUUUCUCGCAGCAGAGGCGGCCGCGGCAGCAUCAUGCGACUGUGCGUGCUCCUAUCGCUAGGCCUGUUGGCCACCGUACUGGCCGAAAAUGACGAGGCGACCACGGAGGAGACCAUCGAGAAGAGGCUACUGGUGUUCCCGGCUAACGAGCUGCAGUCUCCCGGCGGCUACUGCCAGUCACCGCUGGGCGUGUCGGGACGCUGCGUGCCGUACCAGGAGUGUCGCUUCCUGUUCGAAGACGAGUUCCUGGCGCGCCGCUCGCUGUGCGGUUUUGCUCAGCGUCAGUCACUCGUUUGCUGCCCUCAAAGUGGUGGUGGUGGCGGAGGAAGUGGAGGAUUUGGCGGAGGCUUCGGUGGUGGCUUCGGCGGAAACGGAUUCGGCGGGAACGGAUUCGGAGGAAACGGAUUCGGAGGAAACGGAUUCGGCAACUUCUUCCCUGAGCAGAUACCGCAUGUACCGCAACAUACGUUCCCGGGCCUCGGUCAGCCACUGCAGCCCAGUCGGCCACCCUUCUUUCCUGGAAGAGGAGGGGACGGCGGCGAAGGAGGAGGAGGAGGAGUCCGACCAGGAGUUCCUCCAAAUUUUGGCGGCCCACGGCAGCCUCCCACUGCGCGACCGCGGCCGCAGAAGCUGUGGGGCACGGAAGAUUGCGGCGUAGCCAACAGCGCCUUGGUCCGCAUCGUGGGAGGAAAGGAGUCGAACCUGGGAGCAUGGCCCUGGAUUGCACUGCUGUUCAUCGACGUGCACGGCAACGGCGUCCGCUCUCCGCUGUGCGGCGGUGCGCUCGUCACACCCCGACACGUGCUCACGGCCGCGCACUGCACCUUCAGCGGCAACCGGUCGCUCACUCCGACGCGUUUCGUGGCGCGACUGGGCGAGCACGACUACCUGAGCAACGACGACGGUGCCAGCCCUGUAGACGAACCAGUGGUGCGCAUCGAACGGCACGAGCAGUUCAACCCGCGAACCUACCUGAAUGACGUGGCCGUGCUCACGCUAAGGAGGCCCGUGCCCCUGAACAAGGACAUCGCACUCGUCUGCCUGCCGUACGGCUCUCUGCGCGAUGACCAGUACGAGAGCCGCAGCGCCAACAUCGCGGGAUGGGGCGAGCUCUACUACGGCGGCCCGUCCAGCGCAUCGCUACAGGACACCCGCAUCCCCAUCCAGACUCUAGACACCUGCAAGGAGUCCUUCAAGCGCACCAGCAUCACCUUCACGGACCACUACCUAUGCGCGGGCAGCCUGAAAGGAGACAAGGAUGCCUGCAGGGGCGACUCCGGCGGACCACUAAUGCUGCUGGACGAGAAACAGCGGUUCACCAUCAUCGGCAUUACAUCUUUUGGGCGCCGCUGUGCGGAACCCGGCUACCCGGGCGUCUACGCGCGAGUCGCCAAGUACCUCGACUGGAUCCAGGAGAGGCUCGUCUAAAUUCCCUGCCGAGGGCGCCCCCUGUAAAUAAACCCGCUGCGUCAUCA
Molecule: messenger RNA, 4921 nt
Organism: Dermacentor silvarum
Lineage: Eukaryota; Metazoa; Arthropoda; Arachnida; Ixodida; Ixodidae
Biological process (GO): proteolysis
Molecular function (GO): serine-type endopeptidase activity
Source: RefSeq, a predicted model, not a curated record